GUCUACCCCUGGACCCAGAGGUUCUUUGAUAACUUUGGGAACCUCUCCAGCCCCACUGCCAUCAUUGGCAACCCCAAGGUCCGUGCCCAUGGCAAGAAAGUGCUCACCUCCUUUGGGGAAGCUGUGAAGAACCUGGAAAACCUCAAGGCGACCUACUCCAAGCUGUCUGAGCUGCACUGUGAGAAGCUGCAUGUGGACCCCGAGAACUUCAGGCUCCUGGGAGACAUCCUCAUCAUUGUGCUGGCGGCACACUUCACCAAGGACUUCACCCCUGCCUGCCAGGCCACUUGGCAGAAACUGGUCGGCGUGGUGGCCCAUGCUCUGGCCUACAAGUACCAUUAA
Messenger RNA from Antrostomus carolinensis (chuck-will's-widow), 342 nucleotides. RefSeq names its product hemoglobin subunit rho. The annotation marks the transcript as partial. Gene Ontology annotation, molecular function: peroxidase activity; heme binding; oxygen binding. Lineage: Eukaryota; Metazoa; Chordata; Aves; Caprimulgiformes; Caprimulgidae. Gene Ontology annotation, cellular component: blood microparticle; hemoglobin complex; haptoglobin-hemoglobin complex. Gene Ontology annotation, biological process: oxygen transport; hydrogen peroxide catabolic process. The transcript has 2 exons. The record is from RefSeq and is a predicted model, not a curated record.